GAGCAGGCCGAGCAGCGCCGCCAGCAGCUGGCGCGCAGCAGCGAGCAGCUACGCCAGCAGAUGACGCUGGUGGCCAGUCUGCAGGCCGAGAGCAGCGUCCGCGAGCCGCCGGCCAGCGGCGGUCAGCUGAGCGGCAGUCAGCUGAGCCGCCUGCACGAGUCCGGCGAGCUGCUGGCCGAGCAGGAGAGGGCCAUCGGCGCCCUGAUGGAGAGGCUCCGGCAGAGUCGCGAGGAGGAGGCCCGCUACAGGGAGCGGGUCACCAGACUGGAGUCGGAGCGGCGCGACACGGCCGACGUGCUGCAGCGGACGGUGAGCUCGCUGACCGAGGAGCGCUCCCGGCUGCGGGACCAGCUGGCGCAGGCGGCCACCCAGGCCGGCCUCGUCGACCGCCUGCGGGAGAUCAUGCUGAAGAAGGAGCGCCAGCACCACACCCUGGCCAGGGUGCUCCGCGACAUUAAGGCCGAGAUCGUGCAGACGGUGGAGGCGGCGGCGCUGCAGUGGGAGGAGGAGUGCAAGCAGGAGCCGGCCGGCGAGCAGCCACCGACGGCGCGCAGCCGGACGGGCACCGACCGCCUGCACAGCCAGCUGGCCACCGCCGAACGAGAGCUGGAUACCGUCAAAAAUGAGCUCAACGACCGCACGCUGCAGUGUCACCGGCUGCAGGCCGACCUGCACGAGGCCGACCGGCGGCGGCGCGAAGAGGUGCAGCGAUUGCAGCGCCAGCUGGAGGCGAUCCAGGAGGAGCUGGCCAAGUGGGACGAGCGGAAGCGGUGGCAGCGCACGACGGAACGGCUGCGCGCGCGGCUGCGGGAGAAGGAGGCCGAGUGUGAGCGUCAGCAGGCGCUAGCCGCCGGCCUGCGCGACACCAUCCACCGGCUGGAGCGCGAGAAGACCGGCUACGAGGCCAAGAUACGCACACUCAGCGGCCUGAUGUCAGAGGAGCGGUUCCACGCGCUGGAGCGGGAGAACGUGACGCUGAAGGAGCAGCUGAGUCAGCUGCGCGGCUCGGAGUCGGUGGAGCGCGGCGCUCAGCUGGAGCAGCUGCGUCAGCAGGUUCACACGCUCACCAGCCGGCUGGCCGCCCAGCGCGCCGCCGCCAAACAGGGCAAGCGGCUGCGCGCCGACAACCUACGCCUGCGCCGCGAGCUGCUGCGUCACACCGUCACCAGCACCACCGAGCAGCAGGUGAGCCGGCAGUUGGUGCGUCACACCGUCACCAGCACCAGCGAGCAGCAGCUGUUGAGAACGAAUGGCUUUCACGCGCCCCGUCACUCGCCCUUCAAACGCGACAGCGAUUGA
Pollicipes pollicipes is the source of this 1299-nucleotide messenger RNA. Its product is annotated as centrosomal protein of 290 kDa. The transcript is spliced from 10 exons. Gene Ontology annotation, cellular component: ciliary transition zone; centriolar satellite. NCBI's taxonomy places the organism in Eukaryota, Metazoa, Arthropoda, Thecostraca, Pollicipedomorpha, Pollicipedidae. Bases 61 to 1299 code for a protein of 412 amino acids. The record is from RefSeq and is a predicted model, not a curated record. Gene Ontology annotation, biological process: non-motile cilium assembly; ciliary transition zone assembly.